AUGAGCGAUCCGACACCGCCUGGCUACUCGACAGCCGGGCAGACGGGCUCAGUCCUCAUCAACCUCGCCCCCCCUCCGGACUCGGGCGCGACGUUUCAGGUCGGCUACCUCGGUCACGGGCAGGCUUCUAUCGAGGGCGAGGUACAGAUCAAGUAUGCAGGCGGGGAGGAGGAGCGGCGGCCCGCGUUCAGCCGACUGGAGAUCGAGUUUAGGGGUGUCGAGCAAGACGGUCAAGCCGAGGGUAUCGAGUUAUUCGACUCGAAGAAGGUCAUUUGGGGCGUAGGAGCCGCAGGGAGCUCGUCCGAGGGCGACACGGGGUCGUUCCCGCCGAGUUCAAUCCCCUUCAAGCUCGACCUCACUCCCGACCUCCCGAAAUGCCUUCACGUCGGGACUUCCUCGCUAGAGUACACCCUUACUACGACACUCUACUCCUCCAAUCCCGACGUCCUGCCUAUCCUCCAAUGCUCGCCAGUACAUCUUACCCGCCGCUCCCCGCCGGGCUCGUUACUCGCGAGCGGCAGCGCCGCCGCCUUGGUCAACCCUCCCGCCUCGACUUCGCCCGUGACCGUCUCCGCACAAGAUCCCCUCGCCUUCUCCCUCCGCCUCCCGCGCACCGUCUUCCGCCAAAGCGAACCCAUCGAGCUUGUCACUCGCAUCGAGGUGCCCGACUCGAAGCGCGUUGGCGCUGGCUUGCGCUUACGCACCGUCAGUGCCGAGCUCGUCCGGACCAUCACGGUCUCGCCGGCGACACGUACGAGUCGAGCGCUGGAGGAGGAUGAGGGAGGAAAUGUUGAAGACGAGGCGGGGAAAGUCGUCCAUCGCACCGUACUUGCACACUCGGGCAAAUCGGCGCGCUUCUCGCCUUCGCGACCGAUCGUCAUUCGCCUCGUCCUACAUCCGCCCGCCGAGCCAAGCUGCGAGACGAUUACGCAGGCGACCAUCCUACAUUCUGUCGACUUCAGCGUCGUCGUAACCGUCGGUUUGGUCAACAUCUCGACAGCAUCCAGCUCGAGCGGGACCUCCGCGAGCACUUCUUCCGCUCAACCGGCGACAAUCGACGCCGUCCUCUCGCGCAACAUCCUCAUCGUGCCCGACACGCCAUCAGGUCGAUCCGACAAGCAGAAGGAGGUCAUUCGGGAUCUCGCAGAAGACGCGACCGAGUCCAGCGAGUCGUGGAGGCAGGUGGAGGCGCCUGUGCCGACCUACGUCGAGAAUUCGGAGCUGGACGACGGCGUACCUGCUGCUUCGGGCUCGCGGUGGCCAGGCGAGAGCGUAAGAGAAGACAAUACUAGGCAAGUGCCGCUCGCGUACAUCGAGACGGGCGACGAGGAGGAGUAUGACGGCUACGAGGACGUCUCGCUCGCUGCGACUCUCUCGGACCGACCGCCUCCGCCUCGCAUCGACGACGACGUCAGUCCGCCGUCAGUCGGCGAACCAUCAAGCUCGCUUGGCUUGCAGAUCGCCGCUGCGGCUGGCGACGUGAUCAACGAAGCAGACGAAGGCGACCCGCUCACACCCCCUCCGAACGACUUUGCCGCCUACCCACUCCCUCCACCUCCGCACUCGCACGCCCCCUCAACUCGCCACUCAAGCAUCUCCUCCCCUCCCCCGCUCUUUCAAUCGCACGCCUCGCCCGCCUUGCUCGAACCCGCCACCCCUCCUCCACACAUCGACUUCCCCCCUCUGCCCUCCCUCGCAACAGACGACUUCACUUCGACCCCUUACGACCCUCCGCCUUCUGAGCCUGCGUCACCGGCAUCGGGAGAUCCUCCGCCGUUGUCGCCCUUCUCGCAGGGAUUGCAGGGACUGCCGCCGCCUUACUUUGGAAGUCCUGCGCGGACGCCGGAUGCAGUGCAGGGAGAGGUGUCGUACGAGGCGAUGGAGCGUGGAGGAGGAGGAGGCAGUCUGUCGGGUGGGAGCGAAGCGUCGGUCCGAGAUCGGUCUGUCAGCGCUGAGGAGGAGGCGGCUGGAAGGGCGGACGAGGAUCAAGGUCGGCCGCCGCCUUACGAGCAGCGGCAGGAAGGCGGAUACGAGGAGGGUGUGCAGAUGUUGAGGUAUGGCGUCAACAGGCGAGGCGAGGUGGUGCUGUAG
Molecule: messenger RNA, 2091 nt
Organism: Rhodotorula toruloides NP11
Lineage: Eukaryota; Fungi; Basidiomycota; Microbotryomycetes; Sporidiobolales; Sporidiobolaceae
Exons: 2
Coding region: 1-2091 (696 amino acids)
Source: RefSeq, a predicted model, not a curated record